This is a messenger RNA of Fusarium oxysporum Fo47, 1010 nucleotides long. RefSeq names its product carbon-nitrogen hydrolase. The transcript is spliced from 3 exons. The record is from RefSeq and is a predicted model, not a curated record. Lineage: Eukaryota; Fungi; Ascomycota; Sordariomycetes; Hypocreales; Nectriaceae. Gene Ontology annotation, molecular function: catalytic activity. The annotation marks the transcript as partial.
AGAAUAUCUAGUCCUGGUUCACACAGCCUACACCAUGUCCUCCCGCAUUAUCAAAGUCGCAGUCACCCAAGCUGAGCCGGUCUGGUAUGACCUUCCGGCUACAGUCAAAAAAACGCUCCACUUGAUCGCCGAGGCUGCAUCUAACGGCGCCCGGCUUAUUGCGUUCCCCGAAUGUUGGCUCCCCGGCCACCCUUUGUGGAUUUGGUCGAACCCUGGUGACCCGGAUCUUGGUGUUAAUUAUAUCAAGAACAGUCCAGCUGUAGACUCGCCUGAGAUCGCAGCAGUUCAAGCCUGUGCUCUUGAUAAUAAGAUCGCGGUCUCUUUGGGAUUUUCGGAGAAUGAGAAUAACUCAUUGUAUAUUGCCCAACUCUUCAUCGGGGAGGACGGCGAAAUCAAGGUCCAUCGCCGCAAGAUGAAGCCCUCGCAUAUGGAACGCACCGUAUUCGGAGACUCACUGGCCCAUUGCCUGGACAGCGUGGGCCAACUAUCAUUCGCCCGAGUCGGCGGUCUCAACUGCUGGGAGCACACCCAGCCGUUGCUAAAGUAUAACUCGAUGGCCCAAAAGGAAGAGAUCCAUGUGGGAGCUUGGGCGGUUAACCCCCCACACACUGGUGGACGGGAUCUCUGGUCUACCUGUCUUGAAGGUUGUCACGCGCUCUCUAGCGUAUAUGCUAUCGAGUCUGGCACGUUUGUGCUUCAUUGCACUGCACUUAUCUCAGACGCGGCAGUUGAGAAGACGGGAACUGCUAGUAGCCUGCUACAGUUUAAUAGCGGCGCAGGGGCAUCAGCUGUUUUUGGCCCUGAUGGGAGACGUCUAACUGAAUUGACUGACCCAAAAGAGGAAACUAUCUUGUACGCUGAUUUAGAUAUGGACAGGAUCUUAGAGGCAAGAAUGUUUGCCGAUCCCACUGGACACUACAGUCGUCCAGAUCUGUUGUGGUUAGGUGUGGAUAAGACUUUUAAGAGUGUGGUGAGGGAAGGAAGUGGUGCGCCAGAAGUCGGGGUCAUAG